Molecule: messenger RNA, 1260 nt
Organism: Arachis ipaensis
Lineage: Eukaryota; Viridiplantae; Streptophyta; Magnoliopsida; Fabales; Fabaceae
Source: RefSeq, a predicted model, not a curated record
AUGACGUCUCUUUUGAGAGUGAAGCACUACCAACUUAUUUAUCCGACCAUGGAAAUGAGUGAUGAUGGAAAUUACUUUUGUGAUGCUAAAGAACCUCUAAGCGAUAAAGGCUUGGACAUGGAUUCUGAAGCCGAUGAUUUUUUUGACGAUAACUUCUAUGAGAACUGGGAUGGCAGGUCAAUUGAUGGUAUUAGUGACCUUGGUAGUUUUAAUUUAAAUUCACUAAUGGUGGAUGAGAUUAAGAUGCUACAUUUUCCAUAUCUUAAUGCCGCCUUCUCUUUCUACAAUUUGUAUGCCAAAAUGAACAGGUUUGCUGCAAGGAGGAGCAAGUUGAGGCACAAUGUUAACAGUGAUAUCACGCAACAAUCAUUUGUUUGCUUUAGAGAGGAAUUUAGGGAGACAAAAUCCUAUGACGAGAGCAGUCAACGUAAACAUGAGCCAAAACCGGAGACUAGAUAUGGAUGCCAGGCUGAGAUAUAUGUUCAUGUCCAUAUAGAUACUGAGAGAUGGAUCAUAACAUAUUUUCAAGAAGCUUGUAACCACGUUCUUGCUAAUGAAUUGACCUUCAUGCUUCCGGGACAUAGGAAGAUGGAUGCUGGCGCAAUCAACCAAAUGAACAUGAUGUUGAAAGUUAGGAUAAAGACUCCUCAGAUUUAUGCAUCCUUUGUCAACACAUUAGGGGACUUCCAAAAUGUUCCAUUGUUAAAGAGAGAAUAUUCGUUUGAUACUUGGCUGACAAAGAGGGUCAUUUGGUACAUGUUUUUUGGUCUAACAAAUGUAGUCAAUUGGAUUAUCAUAUCUUUGGAGAUGUGUUGGCGUUAUGCGACAUAUCAGGAAAAUAAGUACAUGUGCCCUCUUGUUGUGUUUUUUGGUAUAAAUCAUCAUAACCAAACCAUUGUGUUUGCCGCUGCUCUUGUCUCAAAUGAGAAUGAGGAUACUUAUAUUUGGUUACUGCAACAAUUCUUGGAAUGUAUGAAUGAAAAAGCUCCUCAAUGUGUUAUCACGGAUGGUCACGGAACCAUGAAAAAGGCCAUUGAAUCAGCGUUUUCUAGUACCUACCCCCGGUUUUGUGCAUUGCACUUAAUUAGAAAUGCAACAUCCAACCUUGGAAACCCAACAUUCACGUCCGAGUUUAAAAGAUGCAUCCCUUUCGAUUAUGAGAUAUCAGAGUUCCAAGACCGGUGGGUGAUGAUGGUUUCAAAACUUGGCCUCGAGAAUAAUCAAUGGGUGUGUGACCUUUAUGCCAGGAAGAAAAUGUAG